AGAACAGACAUAGAUUGCUGACGCCAGUGGCUCUUUUUCUCUAUCCCUUUAAUAUUUUGGGUGUUACCUUUUAGAGAGAGAAAGUGAAGAAGAAAAAGGAGAUUGUGGUUUUCGAGGCCAAAUCCAUUGGGCACUCCAUUCGGUACUAUUUCAGUUCGUUGUCUUCACUACAAAACAAAAUGAGUACAUUGGACGCGACAAGAGCAGAACUUGCAUUAUUAGUUUUGUAUCUGAACAAGGCUGAAGCCAGGGACAAGAUAUGCAGGGCAAUUCAAUACGGUUCUAAAUUCUUGAGUAAUGGGCAGCCUGGUACCGCCCAGAAUGUUGACAAGUCAACAAGCUUGGCCAGGAAAGUUUUUCGACUUCUUAAGUUUGUCAAUGAUCUGCAUGCUCUUAUUAGCCCAGUAACUCAAGGAACUCCCCUUCCUCUUGUUUUGUUGGGAAAGUCAAAAAAUGCACUGCUGUCAACUUUCUUAUUUCUUGAUCAAAUCGUCUGGCUUGGUAGAAGUGGCAUCUAUAAGAACAAAGAACGGGCUGAUCUAAUUGGCCGUAUAUCUCUUUACUGUUGGAUGGGGUCCUCAGUCUGUACCACAUUGGUUGAGAUUGGAGAGCUUGGAAGAUUAUCUGCAUCAUUGAAGAAACUAGAGAAGGAGCUUAAGAACAGCGAUAAACAUCAAAAUGAGCAAUACCGUGCUAAACUUCAAAAAUCUAAUGAGAGGUCACUGGCCCUCGUUAAGGCGGCAAUGGAUAUUGUCGUAGCAGUUGGCCUACUUCAGUUGGCACCCAAGAAGGUUAACCCUCGUGUAACAGGAGCCUUUGGAUUUGUUACCUCGUUGAUCUCCUGCUACCAGUUACUGCCAUCACAACCAAAGGCCAAGACGCUGUGAAGAUCCCAAGCCAGUUCUGCUCAGGAAAUUAUGUCAUUUUAAUAAUAUUAUUUGAACUUGCUGGUGUAAGCUUUUAAGCUAUUUGACAUCUUCCAGAUGACCUUAAAAAGUUCAUCACUAUAUAACGACAACUGCUUAGCGUCUUUGUUGUCACAGUUCAUCAUGCUCCUUGAAAUGGUAGUUAAUAAUAUAUUGAUGCCAAUUCCGCUUCUUAUCUCA
This is a messenger RNA of Ricinus communis (castor bean), 1106 nucleotides long. Its product is annotated as peroxisomal membrane protein 11C. The record is from RefSeq and is a predicted model, not a curated record. Lineage: Eukaryota; Viridiplantae; Streptophyta; Magnoliopsida; Malpighiales; Euphorbiaceae. The transcript has 8 exons. The coding region runs from base 180 to 887 and encodes 235 amino acids. Gene Ontology annotation, biological process: regulation of peroxisome size; peroxisome fission. Gene Ontology annotation, cellular component: peroxisomal membrane.